GGAGAGCGAGGGGAUCCUGCGGACUGUUUCCGUAGAGUGUUGAGACCGAGGGAUUAAUCCUAUAUACUUCACCCUCACCUCCAUCCCUCCCACCCCGAAUCUUCACCUCCAGGUGGCACCCUGAACCUUUGUGUUGCCCCUAAGCAGGACAAGAGAAGAAGCUCAUGGAUGAGAAAUGUAAUAAGGACCAACUGAUGCCAGAGACUACUUUGGGAGCAGAGACACACAAACUUCAGGCGGGGAUUCUAUGGAGACGGAAGCUUCAGGAGCUCUGCUCCCUGAAAGAAGAACAGAAGAGGCUGAAACGGAGAAAGGAGGAACUACAGCAAAUCCAGACAGAACAACGUGUCCCCGAAAAGGAGGAGGUCCCCUUCCCAGUGCCUCAGGUCGUACUAGUGUUCAAAGGAAAGACAAAGGUGGAAAAGGAAGUGCUUGAGACCCUGGUUUCUGAUCUCCGUGUCCAUUAUCCACUGCCUGCAAGUUCAGCUUUGGUUAGCUUUGAGGAUCCUGAAGUGCCAAAAGGUCUCCUAAAGAGCCGAGAACAUAAUAUCAUCUUGGAGGAAUGCCGGCUUCCUGUCCGCAUCCAGCCCUUGGAGUUGCCUAUUCCCACUGCCAUCAAGGUGCUGACUUGGUUAUGCAGCCAAAAGGUGCUGGUCACUGGGGUGCCCCCUGCCCUGAAGCUGAGUGAAGAGUAUCUAUUGGACAAGUUAGAACUUUUCUUCUGCAAACCCUCCAAUGGAGGUGGUGAGGUGAAGACCAGGGAGCUGCUACCUGGGGCUGCUGUUCUGGGCUUUACUGAUGACAAAGUGGCUCAGCGCCUGGCUGAGAUCUGCCAUUUCAUGGUGCCCUUCGGUGGUCUGGACGUUCCUUUGAGAGUCUUUCCUUAUGUUGACGGGAAGAUCCAGGAGAUAGAGAUAAGUCCUAGCUCAGUCCCCAACUCGGUGCUGGUGCUUAACAUCCCAGACGUCCUUGAUGGUCCAGACCUCCAGGAUAUCCUCGAAAUCCAUUUCCAAAAGCCAACUCGAGGUGGGGGUGAGGUGGAAGCCUUGAUGUUGGUAGCCCCGGGGACCCAGGGCCUGGCCCUUUUCACCCCCAUGUCAGGUUAGCCAGCCGCACAAGCUCCCCAGGCUGCUGCUUCCUGUACCUCACUAUGCCAGAUUUUCUGUCUGUAUUUAAGGGAGAAGGCUUCGUUCCCUUCUCUCCAGCCUUUCCCCAUUUAAAACAUUAAGCCCCCUUUGGGCCAUGGAACAUAUGACCUGACACUGCUACGUUUUCACAGUACUGUACUCAAAUGUGAUUGUGGGGGAGCAGGGGGAGGGAGAAAGUGAGCUUCCAUCUUUCAUCUCUCUUUGUAUCCCCAGCAUUUAGUAUGGUGCCUGGCACAUGGUUGGUGCUUAAUAAAUGCUUUUGAUGGACUAUAUGAGUAGCAAAAUAAUUGCAGCUUCCUCCA
Messenger RNA from Dromiciops gliroides (monito del monte), 1450 nucleotides. It is a transcript of the gene IFI35, whose product is annotated as interferon induced protein 35. The record is from RefSeq and is a predicted model, not a curated record. Bases 165 to 1106 code for a protein of 313 amino acids. The transcript has 8 exons. Lineage: Eukaryota; Metazoa; Chordata; Mammalia; Microbiotheria; Microbiotheriidae. Gene Ontology annotation, cellular component: nucleus.